Molecule: messenger RNA, 1087 nt
Organism: Peromyscus eremicus (cactus mouse)
Lineage: Eukaryota; Metazoa; Chordata; Mammalia; Rodentia; Cricetidae
Product: sialic acid-binding Ig-like lectin 12
Exons: 4
Coding region: 36-899 (287 amino acids)
Biological process (GO): cell adhesion
Cellular component (GO): plasma membrane
Molecular function (GO): sialic acid binding
Source: RefSeq, a predicted model, not a curated record
UCAGACUUCUGGUGGCCCUGCAGCUUCAGCUCGACAUGCUGCUGUUGCUGCUGCUGCUCUGGGGAAUGAAAGGGGUAGAGGGUGGGCCUGAGGUCCUGGAGGGUUACACCCUGAGUGUGGAAAGGGAGGUGGGGGUGCAAGAGGGCCUGUGUAUCCUUGUACCUUGUAGGUUCACCUACCCCGAGGGGAAAUGGACUGACUCAGACCCGAUUCAUGGCUACUGGUUCCAUAGUGGAGCCAAAACAGGGAGUGAUUUCCCAGUGGCCACAAGUAACCCACAGAGGCCAGUACUGAAGGAGACCCAGGGCCGAUUCUUCCUGCUGGGAGACCCACAGAAGAACGACUGCUCCCUGGACAUCAGAAAGACCAGGAAGGAAGACACAGGCUCAUACUUCUUUCGCCUAGAAAGAGGAAAAGCGAAGUAUAAUUAUAUUUUGAACAAGAUGACUCUGCAUGUGACAGCCCUCACUAACACCCCCCACAUCCUUAUCCCGGAGACCCUGGAGGCUGGACGUCCCAGCAACCUGACCUGCUCUGCGCCUUGGGCCUGUGAGCCCCCCACCUUCUCCUGGACUGGAACCUCUGUGUCACUCUUGAGCACCAAUGCCAUUGGUUCCUCAGUGCUGACCAUCAUCCCCCAGCCCUGGGACCAUGGCACCAACCUCACUUGUCAGGUGACCCUGCCUGGAACUGGUGUGACCACAAGGACGACCAUCCAUCUCAAUGUGUCAUGGAAAUCAGGACUGAUGGCCGAGGUGGUUCUGGUGGCUGUGGUAGAGGCAGCUGUUAAAGUCCUGCUUCUUGGGCUGUGCCUCAUUAUUCUCAGAGUGAGGUCACGUAGGAAGAGGACAGCGAGGGCAACAGUGCACAGGGACUGUUCAGACACAGCCACCAGUUAGUUCUCAGGUGAGUGAAGCAGAGCCCUGCAUCUGUCUCACUUCCUUUUGGACCCUCUUUGUAAAGACCGUAGAAUGACCUGCCUGGCUCAGCAUGGCCACAGGUCAGCUGCCCAACCCUAUUCUAAACCCUUGUCCCUGCCAAGUACCAUGGUGCUCUGGGUCUUAUCUCUACCAUGAGCUCUCUCCAC